AUUUCGAAUUCAAAUAUUAUCUUGUUUCGACACAAACGAAACCACGGCGUAUCCGUUGCGUCAUGAGCAGCCGAACGCACGGGUGCAACUUAGCAACUUGAAUAUUAGGUUUUUCCGCGCAGUAAUGCAUCAUAAGGGAAACGCGAAGGCAAAAACUAUGUGCUAUUGGUCCGUCUGAGGAAUUAAGCGUCGUUAUGAAUAUUAAUUUUGAACAGCUGACCAAUAGGAGCACUUCAAACGCGCCUUCCUGAUUGUGACGCAUUUUGAUACUUGAUGCGUCACAGAUCUCCAUCACGUUGUCAUACGCGCGUAAAUGCGCGUAUCACAGAGUUUGGCGAUUUGCUUUGUGUCGCAAUAAUAGUUUCUACUCAAACGCUGCAAUGUUUGCAUAAGUUUCUAUGGGGAAAACUUUCCACUGUACACAAAGCAACCCAUAAAGGCGCAUGUGUGUCUAAACAAAUCAGGCAGUGGAACGAUAUCAAACGAACGAGUAGCAGCGAUUUUAUCUCGGAGAAUUUGAGCUACAUUUUGAGUUGAUAAUUUCGAAGAAAACAAACUAACAAGUGACGAAUACUUCAGACAUGGGUGGUUGCAAUGAGUCCAAAGUUGUGCCGGCUCCGUCUUCAGCCGAUGAGAUUUCCUCAGGAAUGAUCAAGAACAAGUCUUUCUCCUUCUGGAAAUUCUUCAAGAACCGUCGCAGCAUGAAUCGGGUGGCCCCUGCCCUGCCCGAGGACCAGCCUAUCACCGAUGUGUCAGAGCGCACCAUCAUGGGUACCAACAAGGUACUUCCUCCUAUCCGCCCCAGCUCUCCUGCCGAUCGUGACAGCAGCCCUUCGCCGACAUUCAGCGAUGUGAGCCUGGCUCCUUACAUGAUCACUGAGGGCACGGCGGAUGGGGACGAGUUGCUGGAGCUGGAAACUGCCGAGCGCCCACCAACACCGUAUCUCUUCGUCGUCGGCACUCCUCUUUUUGCCAAGAAGAUCAGCAACAAGGAGAAGCUGCAUGCUCGCCAGGAAAGCCAGGAGAUCCUUCGCGACCUUCGGAACUCUGGCAUCGUGGCCCGCCCCGAGACCCGUGCCGGCGGCCUCACCUACGAGUACUUCGUCAAAGAGAAAUUCGAGUUCCUGAAGAAGCCACCAGCCCGCCUGCAGAAGCUGAAGAAGGCUAAGAAGCUGCGAGAGGCACGAGGUGAUGCCAAGCUGAGAGAGGAGGUGGAAAGCCGCAUGAAGAUGGCUGAAGAACGCCGCAAGAAUGUGAUCGACAAGGUCCGCAUCCAGCAGACCCAGCACUUGGUGUUGGACAUCAGGAGAGCCCAUGACAACUCCGCCGCUCUGGAGGAGGAAAAGAUCCAAUUCACAGCAGAGCGCCUCCAACAGAAGGAGGUGAUGUCCCGGGUUGUGCAAGGUCGGGCGACCAUCAACCGUGACCUGCGCAACAUGCAACAGAAACAUCACCACACCGAAGUGCGCCUGCGCGCUGCCCUGAAGAAGAUGGCUCAUAGAGACGAGGAGUUUCACCAGACCCGGAAAAUCAUCGUGGUGUCACCGAUGAGAGGCGUGAAACCAGACCAGAGCGAGGAGGAGGAAAUGGCGGGAGAUUGCAACUCUGACUAAACAAACAACAAAACGGGGAAACUUGGGGAAACUAUGUACUGUGUACAUGUCUAUACCAGAGGGAUAGUAAUUAUCAUUUUGUACUGUGUACAAACGGAAAUAAACAAGAAGGGGGUUCAAAUUAAAGUACGAGACAAAUUGGAGGGGGGUCUCAUUCAACAGAUGUAAAUAACCGACGUCACAGGCAAAUUGAGAGGGGAAUUUAAAUAUUAAAAAAAGUCUCGAAAGCAGUUGGGAGGGAUUUAUUUGGUACACAGACUUCGUCAUAAACACAACUUUAGGAUGUUAUUUUGAGGAGGGUCCAAUAUCACUUUAAUACCGAAAACAUAUUUAUUAUCUUCCAUUUGUUCUUUUCAUAUUUGCCGAGUUCAAGUGCUCUUCUUUCCUAUAUUUCAUCACUCCUUCUAAACUUCAUUUCACCUUGCUUUUUCUUCGAGUAUCCUUCUGCCUGACUUAAAUACUUCUUCUCAAUCAUCAGCAACAAUUCUCAUACGAUUUCUAAUCGUAUGACAAAUUGCUGAUGACAUCCCGAAGAAGUAUUUCUUUUCUUUUCCUUUUCUUUUAUUCUCCCACUUUUCGGUCGGGCUCGGCAAAAAUUAUGAAUUUCACAAACUGAAAAAUCUGAGAUAAAACGAAAAUAAUUACAAUUUUUGGCCCUCCUCAACUGGAUCCAAUUACCUCGUUAUCUCAAAUGCAUCUUAUUCUUAUUGGUAGGCCUUUAUUAUUUCAUUGUUAACCGCAAUAUGUUCGGGGAAACUCUUUGCCUGUUGACUUUUUUAUUAAAAAAAAUGAAAAAAAAAAAAAAAAAAUAUAC
Patiria miniata (bat star) is the source of this 2427-nucleotide messenger RNA. RefSeq names its product stathmin domain-containing protein 1-like. The record is from RefSeq and is a predicted model, not a curated record. Bases 582 to 1613 code for a protein of 343 amino acids. NCBI's taxonomy places the organism in Eukaryota, Metazoa, Echinodermata, Asteroidea, Valvatida, Asterinidae. The transcript has 5 exons.